Trichosporon asahii var. asahii CBS 2479 is the source of this 372-nucleotide messenger RNA. RefSeq lists its product as uncharacterized. The record is from RefSeq and is a predicted model, not a curated record. The transcript has a single exon. Bases 1 to 372 code for a protein of 123 amino acids. Lineage: Eukaryota; Fungi; Basidiomycota; Tremellomycetes; Trichosporonales; Trichosporonaceae.
AUGAACCCUUCCGAGUCGCGCCAGUGGACCGAGUCGCGCCAGUGGGCCGAGCGCUCCAAGUGGCUCAAGCGGAACCAGAAGGUGACCCCUCAGCCUUUGAAGCCGGUCGAGCGCCGCCCCUCCCUGGCCUCGAACACGAGCUCGACCUCCCAGUCCGACAGCAUGGAUAUCCCCGGCAGCCAGCAGCGCCGCAUGAGCGAGAGCUCCAUGGCCUCGUCCCAGGGCUCCAGCAUGGGCACGUCCCCGACGACCGAGCUCAAGAACAUGAUGAGCGGCAUGAAGAAUGCGAGCUCGGGCCAGCAGCAAAUGAACCCCCUCCAGCCGCCUCGUGGGUCGCGCUUCUCCAACUCGGACAUGCACAUGUCCUUUUGA